This is a messenger RNA of Vicia faba (fava bean), 585 nucleotides long. The record is from the annotation of a GenBank genome assembly. Lineage: Eukaryota; Viridiplantae; Streptophyta; Magnoliopsida; Fabales; Fabaceae.
AUGAGCUUGAAAACAGGCCUUGAAGCAUGGGCGGGGCUAGGGAAGCUCUUACAACUCAACAAAGCGGGUAUUUUAAUGCUUAACACGGGGGCUAGAGCUGAGGUAAGUGCAUCUGAUUCUUCCUUUGCAACCGGGGAUGAAAAUCUGGAACAUUCCUUGGCAGCGAGUGAAACGAUCAAACAGGCCUUUACUAAAAACAAGAAUGAUAGCUUCAGGAAACAGCGAGUAGAGGGAUUGCAACACCCUUACUUCGGACGCCAAAAAGAGGAUGAGAGGGAAAGGCACCACACGGUUAAGAAGCUGACAGAGAAGCAACUGAGCAUGGACAUCCUCACUGUGUUAUUCGUCUUCAGAAAAUCCUUGCUGUAUCUUCCACCGAUGCUAUUUCCUAUAGCUUGCUGUGGGAGAGAGGAAGAAGAGGCACCCACUAGAGAACAAAUGAUAUGGCUCGUUCGUAUAGGCAGAUCAAAAGUGAAUGCCUAUGUGCCAAAUAGCGUGACUCAAGAGAUAAUUGCAGCAUGUCAAUCAAGGUCCGGAUCGAAUCGCAUUGAGAAGGAAGGGAGACAGAUCUCAAUGUCAUGCUAA